AUGAUGGCUUUUGAGAAUACAAGUAAGCGAACACCCCAGGAGUUCGUAGCACCUGUGGAUCCAAAGAAAAGAAAGGUUCAAUUCUCCAAUAGUACAGGGCUAGUAACACUGCAAUCAGAGGAAAUGAAAGAUGAAGUGUUUUCGACAGCUAUGUAUGCCAGGUUCGUGAAAUCUGCCUUAGAUGAUCUAGACAAGAAUGACUCAACCCAAAUCAGCAUAAUUGCCAACCAAGUAGCACUUCCGACAAAGAAUUCUGAAAGAAUCGAGGAUAAGAAUUUCAAUGUUCUUUUGGAUAUCUUAUCUAGUAACAUUAACAGGAUAGAAUCCUCCAGGGGAACUUUCCUGAUACAAUCUAUUAUAAACUUUGAGAAGUGGUGGGAAUUACCUCCACAAACUCUAAGUAAAUAUAUAUAUUUCAUUAAAAUCCUUUGCUCGAGUAUACCCAAAUGGUGGCAAGACGUUUCGAUGAUAUUGGUAUCUUGUUUUGUUUUACCAGUCGAACAAACGGUAUGUCAUCAUGACAUGCUUAAAUAUUUCUUAAGGAUGAUCCCCUCUUCGAUGGGAUUCAUAGAUACAUAUUUGGCCAAAUUUUUCCCCAAUAAGAAUGAUACUCAGAAAAAGUUGGUUAAUUAUACUUCAAACUUACUAAAAUUGAGAGGCUACUGCUCUGAACUGGGAUUCCAAAUCUGGUCCUUACUAAUAGAAAGAACUAUUUCGAUUGAUGUUGAACUACAAAACGAAUUGGAUGAAUUGGAUGACGAUGAACUAGAGAAUGCAGAGUUAGUGGAUGAUGAAGACGCAGAGGACGAAGACUUGGUAGAUGACGAUGAAAGUGACGAAGAUAACGAUAAUGAAGGGGCAAAAUCUGGCAUAACUGACAUCAAUCAAAGCGAUGAUGAAGACAUGGACGUCAUUGAAGGUAUGGACGGUGCUGAAGAGUAUAAUGUGGAGCUGACACAAGGAAUCAAAGAACUAUCUACUAAAUUGGAUGCCAUUUUAACUUUAGUAAGCUCACAUGUAGAAGAGCAAGUAACGCCAGAAAGCUUAGAAAAUGGUGACGGUGUUGGCGUAUUCAAUACUUUAACAACACUGUUUAAAACUCAUGUCUUACCCACUUACUAUACCAGAUCAAUCCAAUAUAUCAUGUUCCAUGUCUCGCAACAACAACUAGAACUAAUGGACUCAUUUUUGGUUACUCUUAUAGACAUUUCGUUUGCCGCAAAUGAAGCUGCCGAGAAAAAGAUCAAGUCGUUGCAAUACUUGGGAUCUUACAUUGCAAGGGCUAAGAAACUUUCCAGAACUCAAAUUAUAUUUGUUGCAAGCUAUUUGACUUCGUGGUUGAACAGAUAUGUUAUCGAAAGAGAAGAAGAAGUGGACCAACGUGGGGGAAUGGAAAGAUUUAAACACUUUUAUGCUGCGUUCCAGGCAUUAUGUUACAUAUUUUGCUUUAGACAUGGUAUUUUCAGGGACACUGACGGUAACUGGGAGUGCGAACUGGACAAAUUCUUUCAAAGAAUGGUUAUAUCAAAAUUCAAUCCUUUGAAGUUUUGCAACGAAAAUGUCAUGCUAAUGUUUGCUCGUAUCGCCCAACAGGAAAGCGUUGCUUACUGCUUCAGCAUAAUAGAAAAUAACAACAAUGAAAGGUUGAGAGGUAUUAUUGGCAAGGCUGAUAGUGACAGAAAGGAAAGCUCGGUGCAAGCAAACACUGCGUCAUCCUCUUGGUCAUUAGCCACCAGACAACAAUUCAUUGAUUUACAGAGUUAUUUUCCUUUUGAUCCUUUGUUUUUGAAAAAUUACAAGAUAUUAAUGAAGGAGUAUUACAUAGAAUGGAGCGAAGCAAGCGGUGAAUACGAAAGUGAUGGGUCGGAUGACUAG
Molecule: messenger RNA, 1875 nt
Organism: Saccharomyces eubayanus
Lineage: Eukaryota; Fungi; Ascomycota; Saccharomycetes; Saccharomycetales; Saccharomycetaceae
Gene: RRN3
Product: rDNA-binding RNA polymerase I transcriptional factor
Exons: 1
Coding region: 1-1875 (624 amino acids)
Biological process (GO): transcription initiation at RNA polymerase I promoter
Cellular component (GO): nucleus
Molecular function (GO): RNA polymerase I core binding; RNA polymerase I general transcription initiation factor activity
Source: RefSeq, a predicted model, not a curated record